UGUUUCCCGCAAUGGAGAGCUUAUAAGAGGAGUAGCUUCCCUUGGAAUUUGUUGCCUCAGAAAAAUCACAAUGUCAACAUUAAUAAAACUGUUUUCUCCUGUUAGAAUAAGGCAUCUGCCUUCUGCGUUUGCAUGUGUGACCAGACAUACACCAUGCUGUUACUUCAGUACAACAAAUAGAAAGGACUCAGCAAAAUUCUAUAAGAACGCCCAGGAAGCUGUAGCUGACAUUCCCAGUGACAGUAAACUACUGGUCGGAGGUUUUGGACUGUGUGGUAUUCCAGAAAAUCUUAUUGGUGCAUUGCUUGAGUCAAACCAGACUGGUUUAACAGUGGUCAGUAAUAAUGCAGGAGUGGACAACUUUGGACUGGGACUCCUUCUGAAACAGAGACAGAUCAAACGUAUGAUUUCAUCCUAUGUCGGAGAGAAUGCUGAGUUUGAACGACAGUAUCUCAGCGGGGAACUGGAAGUUGAACUUACACCACAGGGCACCUUGGCAGAGAGGAUCAGGGCAGGUGGGGCUGGUAUCCCAGCUUUCUUCACACCAACAGGAUAUGGAACCUUAAUUCAUGAGGGAGGGGCUCCAAUCAAAUACAACCCUGAAGGUGGCAUUGACAUUGUCAGUGAACCAAGAGAGGCUCGUGUUUUCAAUGGCAGAAACUAUAUUAUGGAGGAGGCAAUUACAGGAGACUAUGCCCUCGUCAAAGCUUGGAAAGCAGACAAGACUGGAAACCUUAUCUUCAGAAAAACAGCAAGAAAUUUCAAUGUUCCAAUGUGUAAAGCUGCGAAAGUUACAAUAGCAGAGGUAGAGGAGAUUGUGGAGAACGGAGAGAUAGAUCCUAAUGAUGUACAAGUGCCUCAUAUAUAUGUUAAGAGAGUUAUUAAAGGCCCAAAAUACGAAAAAAGAAUAGAGAGAUUAAAGUUGACAAAAGCUGAGAAGGAGGAACCACAUGAGUUGACCCCUGGAGAAAGGACAAGAUUACAAAUUAUUAGGAGAGCAGCUUUAGAGUUUGAAGAUGGCAUGUAUGCUAACCUGGGUAUAGGAAUGCCGAUGUUGGCCAGUAACCACCUCCCACCUGGGAUGAUUGUCCAUCUGCAGAGUGAAAAUGGUAUCUUAGGUCUGGGUCCAUUUCCAACAGAAGAUCAGGUUGACCCUGAUUUGAUCAAUGCUGGAAAGGAAACAGUUACAAACUUGUCUGGCAGCUCAUUCUUCUCAAGUGACGAAUCUUUUGCCAUGAUCAGAGGGUGUCAUGUUGAUAUUACAAUUCUUGGUGCUAUGCAAGUGUCACAGUACGGAGAUCUUGCAAACUAUAUGAUACCAAAAAAGAUGGUGAAGGGUAUGGGAGGAGCUAUGGAUCUGGUGUCCAGUGGAAACAAGGUUAUAGUGACAAUGGAACAUACAGCGAAAAAUGAUGAACACAAGAUCUUGAGUAACUGUUCACUACCUUUGACAGGACAGAAAUGUGUCAGCAUGAUCAUCACAGAAAAGUGCGUAUUUGAUGUAGACCAUGAAAAUGGAUUGAUCCUGAAAGAGAUUGCGGAAGGCGUCACUGUAGAAGAUAUUAUACACAACACUGGAUGUGAUUUCCAGGUUGCUGAUGAAAUAAAGCCAAUGGGCCAGAUAGAAUACUGAGUUGGUACAGAGUUGGGCCAGUUAGCAUACUGAAUGUUGGACCUGUAUGAAGAUGUACAAUCAGAAAAAUUAGUGUGAUAUUAUUUGUGUGUGUGAACAUGACACAGGUCCAAGGAAAAUGGACUUAUGGAUUCCUUGUUGGUUGUUCAACAGGGUUCAAACCUAAAUCCUAAAUAAUGUUACACAGUAUCUGUAAACUUUGAACUAUAUCAUGUGGAAUGAACAAACAAGCUUGAAAAGUGCUGUGUGUACAGGGCAUAGGUAUAUGUACAUAAUAUAUCUUCACAAGUUGAAGAAACUUGUAUUUAAAGGAGGAAUUUAUAUAUCUUUGAAGUUACUUUCAUGUUGAUACAUGUAUAUAAACAUGCUAUGGUGCAUAGGGGCAUUAUUCCUGAUCAGAUCUGUAUUUUUUGUUGAAAUGCAAUCUGUUAAUCUUGCAAGUCCCAAAAGUUCAGUUUGGGUUAUUUUAACAUCAGCCUGUAUUUACUGAUAUGCAAGUGAAAUUUUCAGAGAAAUGCAAAUUUUUAAAAACAUUUUGUAUUAUAAUUGAAUAUUCAGCACUAGCAGUUUGAGAGAUGACUGGUGCUGUAUUUGAACAGGUAAAAUUUAGAAGUAAAAAGUUCAGUAAUCUAGAACAGAAAUUACAUAUUUAUUUUUGUUUAACUGUGUAAUGAUCUAUUUACAUGAAAUUUAGGGUAUGCUCAAGUUUAGAAAUAGUAAAAUUUUUGAGCAGUUGUGAUAUUUUGAAGUUAUAUGUUGAAAACUAGAUGCAAAACUCAUUUGUUUAUGACAAUACUAUCUUACAAUUUUGCAAAAUUGUGCAUUUCUAGUCUGUAAUAAAUCAAAGAUUUGCCAGUUAAGGCAGAAUAUUGUUUAUUUUAUGCUUUUCAGUGAAAUACUGAAAUUAUCAGUGAAAUAAAAUUGAUAUUUUCACUGCUUAUUUUUCACUGAUAUGGAACUACACUUUAAUGCAAAUGAAUAUGAAUCACAUGUAUACAUAAUCGUAAAUUCCUUGUAAAAUAUACUUCAGUAAAGAUAUAGAUGUAUAUAAAUACUUACAGGAUGAUAAAGAUAUACGUUCCAUCGUAAUAAAAUCUAAAACAAAUCGGGAAAUGUCAUAGAACUAUUUGACAGUUUUUCUACAUAGAUAUCAUGAUGUCAUGAAAUUAUGACAUGAUGUGAUGCACGUGACGCUGUGCGGGUAAAGUGGUUAUAAUUUGUUUAAACCCAUUGAAAUACAUAGAAUUAAAAGACUGCUUCAGUAUAAGAUUGAAAUAUGUUUCUCUCCUGAACACCAUAAUAAACAAUUCACUCGUGAAAAUAUUUAAUUAUAGUGUUCACUCUGUGAAAUACAUUUCAAUCUUACACCGGAACAAACAAAUAUCCUCUAUAAAGCUGAAUUAAAAUUGUACUGCUGUAUUCUAGUAUAAUUAUGACAAUAAGUUAUAGCCAAGUUAGGUAUUUUGAAGACAAUCCAGAUAUGUAAAAGAUGCAUGUCAAGGCUAUAGAUUAUUCAAGACAUUUUGUUAGCUUGACUACUCAAAGAAUAGGUAGAGCUAUUGGAUUCACCCAUGCGCGGCGUCCGUGUCUGCAUCCCGAUUUAAUUAAGUUUUUAUAUGUAAGCUGGUAUCUCAGUAACCACUUGUGGGAAUGAAUUGAAACUUCACACCCUAAUUCACGUUGAUUAACUGACUUACAUUGCACAGGUUCCAUAACUUGUAUUUGCUUUUUUACAAAAUUAUGCCCCUUUUCAAUUUAGAAAAUUUUGGUUAAGGUUUUAUAUGUAAGCUUUCACACACUUGUUCACUGUGAUGAUCUGAUACGCAGUGCACAAGUUCCAUACCUCUGCUUUGCAUUUUUACAAAAUUAUGCGCCUUUUUCGACUUUAAUAUUAAUUCAAUUGACAAGACUGUUGAAUAGUCGAGUCUUGCUGUCCUCCGACAGCUCUUGUUUUAGAUCAGCUGUACUCUUUUUUUUUUUUUUUUGGUCCACCAUAAAAGCUUCAAUUAUAAUAACAUGUAGUAUAUCCGUACACUCCAGUUAUGCCAGUGGACUCUUAAUGAUAAUCUGUCUUUUCAGUGCAAAUCACAUGGUUUUCUUGCGAGCGUAGAAGGGCCAAAGCUGCCAGUAACAAAGAUUAUUAUUAUUAUUAACUGUGCGAGUGCACCACAACUUUACAUCUUCAUAAUUCUUCAUAAAAGGGUGACUUUUGUUGUGUAAUAACUAAAUUGUGAUACUUACAUAAAUAAAUUGUGAAAAUAUUCA
This is a messenger RNA of Mercenaria mercenaria, 3898 nucleotides long. Its product is annotated as succinyl-CoA:3-ketoacid coenzyme A transferase 1, mitochondrial-like. Gene Ontology annotation, cellular component: mitochondrion. Gene Ontology annotation, molecular function: succinyl-CoA:3-oxo-acid CoA-transferase activity. Lineage: Eukaryota; Metazoa; Mollusca; Bivalvia; Venerida; Veneridae. The transcript has 14 exons. The record is from RefSeq and is a predicted model, not a curated record. Bases 71 to 1633 code for a protein of 520 amino acids. Gene Ontology annotation, biological process: ketone body catabolic process.